Molecule: messenger RNA, 609 nt
Organism: Brassica napus (rape)
Lineage: Eukaryota; Viridiplantae; Streptophyta; Magnoliopsida; Brassicales; Brassicaceae
Product: WD40 repeat-containing protein HOS15-like
Exons: 2
Coding region: 145-609 (154 amino acids)
Source: RefSeq, a predicted model, not a curated record
AGAAGUUUUCAGUAGAACCUAACCUAUGGUAGUUGUAGUUUAGGCUCUGUUUAAAUCGUAAUCUUCGUAUUUGUAGGGUUUACACACGCUGCAUUCACUAUAGGUUACGAGGCAAGGAUUAAUAAAUGCAACAUCGAUGGGAAUAUGGUUCCACCUGGUGCUCUUGUCAAGUUUGUUCAGAAAGGUCUCCACUACAUGGAGAUGGAAGCUAAUUUGAGCAAUGGGGCAGCAGACAUUGACGAGGAAUUCUCAUUCUUUCAACCGUUGGAUCUGAUCUCAAAGGAUGUAAACGAGUUGCAGGUGAUGCUGAGGGAGAGUAAGAGGAAAGAGAGGGAUAAGGAGAAGGACAGAGAAAGGUCUAAAGAAAAUGAGAAGGAGGUUGAACGAGAACAUGAUGGAGAUUGCAGCCGAAUGAAGGAUAAGGAUAGGCAUGAGAAACAGAAGGAACGAGAGAGGGAAAGGGAGAAGAUGGAACGAGAAAAGGAGAGAGAAAGAGAGAAGAUUGAACGAGAAGCAUUGGAGGGGGAGAGACUGAAGUUAGAGAGGGAAAGGGACAUGAAAAUGGAGAAGAUAGAGAAGGAAAAUGCCUACGAAAAGAAGCUUGAGUGA